AUGAAGAGGGGCGCAAGCGACCUCUCAACGAGUGCUUCUCGAGGCUCCACUCUCCCCCGAAUAAGCACUUCUAGGACCCUUCCCGGCUACUUGGAUCACUCCGAGUGCUUUGGGUACUACGGACCUACUCGUAGUUCCUACGAAUUGAGAUACAAAGCUAGAUUAUGUACUAAGGUUAAGGUAGAAGAUCUCAAUUCCCUUUCCUUCCCCGGGGUUGCCAGUGGUUAUAGAGCCCUUCUUCUUCACGUGAACAAGCCCUUCUUGCAAAGACCUGAUUUGCGGCAUCCACAUGAUUUGCUGCCGGAUUCUGUCCAUCUGCAGUUCCUUCUCUGUGCUGCUCGUGGGAUAUCGACAAGGACCCAUGGAGCGCUAACUAGUAAAGGGACCGGAACAGCCUAUUAUUGUAUUGCAAAGAGGGCAUUCUGUAAGACCGUGGUUAAUCAGUUCCUGGGCUUACCCAUGUGCAAACUGUUAGGAAUCGAUCUAGAUGCUUUGACUAGUGGGAUAACUUUAAUAGUUAAUCCCGAAGAGCUUGCAUUCCAUGCUUCUGAUUCAAGUCCUGAAAACCUUCGUGCUAACAUCUUCCGAAAGUGCCACAGUGGAUUCUAG
Dovyalis caffra is the source of this 609-nucleotide messenger RNA. NCBI's taxonomy places the organism in Eukaryota, Viridiplantae, Streptophyta, Magnoliopsida, Malpighiales, Salicaceae. The record is from the annotation of a GenBank genome assembly.